CGCGAGCCCACGCGCCGCGCCCGCCGUCUCGCCGGCCUCCGCCAAUCCCGGCUCCCUCCCCACCGCGCCGGCCCUCCACCCUCCAGGCCCCGCCUCGCCGCCCCGCGCCUCGCCGCCUCCAGCUCGGCGGGCGAACUGCGUGUUGCUGCGUCAUCGCUAGUGGCCGGUUUGAAUGAGACUCCUGUCGCACCCGAGCUGCCGCCAACCCCGCGCUGCCCUCUCGCCCGCUGCCAUAGCUUCUUCGUGUCCCUUUCCCUUCGCCGCCCUUGCCAGGCGCAGCCUCCCUGUGCCGUCGCCUCCCCGCACCCCCCGCCAUGCCGCUGUACUCCGUUACCGUGAAGUGGGGAAAAGAGAAAUUUGAAGGUGUAGAAUUGAAUACUGAUGAACCUCCAAUGGUGUUCAAGGCUCAGCUUUUUGCACUGACUGGAGUCCAGCCAUCCAGACAGAAAGUUAUGGUGAAAGGAGGAACAUUGAAGGAUGACGAUUGGGGAAACAUAAAAAUAAAAAAUGGAAUAACUCUACUAAUGAUGGGAUCAGCAGAUGCACUUCCUGAGGAACCCUCAGCUAAAACUGUCUUCGUAGAAGAUAUGACAGAAGAACAGUUAGCAUCUGCUAUGGAGUUACCAUGUGGAUUGACAAACCUGGGUAACACUUGUUACAUGAAUGCUACAGUUCAAUGUAUUCGUUCUGUGCCUGAACUCAAAGAUGCUCUUAAAAGGUAUGCUGGUGCCUUGAGAGCUUCAGGGGAAAUGGCUUCAGCACAAUAUAUUACUGCAGCUCUUAGAGAUUUGUUUGAUUCCAUGGAUAAAACUUCUUCUAGUAUUCCACCUAUUAUUCUACUGCAGUUUUUGCACAUGGCUUUUCCACAGUUUGCAGAGAAGGGCGAACAAGGACAGUAUCUUCAACAGGAUGCUAAUGAAUGUUGGAUACAAAUGAUGCGAGUAUUGCAACAGAAAUUGGAAGCCAUAGAGGAUGAUUCUGUAAAAGAGACAGAUUCUUCAUCUGCAUCAGCAGUGGCACCUUCUAAAAAGAAAAGUUUAAUUGACCAAUACUUUGGAGUUGAGUUUGAAACUACCAUGAGAUGCACAGAAUCUGAAGAAGAAGAAGUCACUAAAGGAAAAGAAAAUCAGCUUCAGCUUAGCUGUUUUAUCAAUCAAGAAGUCAAGUAUCUUUUUACAGGACUUAAAUUGCGACUUCAGGAAGAAAUCACUAAACAGUCUCCAACAUUGCAAAGAAAUGCUUUGUAUAUCAAAUCUUCCAAGAUCAGCCGGCUACCUGCUUACUUGACUAUUCAGAUGGUUCGAUUUUUUUAUAAAGAGAAGGAAUCUGUGAAUGCUAAAGUUCUUAAGGAUGUUAAAUUUCCUCUCAUGUUGGAUGUGUAUGAACUAUGUACACCAGAACUUCAAGAGAAAAUGAUCUCUUUUCGAUCAAAAUUCAAGGAUCUAGAAGAUAAAAAAGUGAAUCAGCAAACAAAGACAAGUGACAAAAAGAGUAGUCCCCAGAAAGACGUUAAGUAUGAACCCUUUUCUUUUGCUGAUGACAUUGGCUCCAAUAAUUGUGGAUACUAUGAUUUACAAGCAGUGUUAACACAUCAGGGAAGGUCUAGCUCUUCAGGUCAUUAUGUAUCAUGGGUGAAAAGAAAAGAAGAUGAAUGGAUUAAGUUUGAUGAUGAUAAGGUCAGCACUGUGACACCAGAAGAUAUCUUGCGGCUUUCUGGUGGUGGAGACUGGCAUAUAGCUUAUGUUUUACUCUAUGGGCCUCGCAGAGUUGAAAUAAUGGAAGAGGAAAGUGAACAGUAACCUUCAUUUUAGCUAUUUAUGCUUAGGUGUGAAAUAAAUGUUAUUUGUUGAUCAUUUCUAUAAUCCAGAGCUUUAGAGGAAGAUAUAUAUAUAUAAGUGGUUUUGUUUCCCCUCAUAUGGAACAAAGAGCAGAAGCAGACCACUCUGUGUGUCAACGUAAAAUAUUGCAGAAAAGAGAAGCCUUUGAACUGUUUUGCUCUGUAUAAAGGUGACAGGAAGAAAUUUUUUAAAAGCUUAUUUCUUGCAUUAAUUUUUUAAAAUUCUGAGUUGAAAUGCCUUUCAACCAUUAUCUUCUGUGAUAAUUUUCCCUGCCUUUUUCAGCUCAAUAUUCAGCAAUGAAAUGUUUAUUGCACACCUAUUACUGUUUUGUUGUUCUUGCAUGGUUCAGACCACAGGUAAUUUCCUUUGCCUUAUCUAACAAAUUCUGCCAGGAAGAUGGAAAGGAAGUAAGUGUUGCUCUCAUUGUGCUCUCAGUGCUGCUGUCCACAUAGCCCAUGGAAACAUGGAUACAAUCAAGUAUUUGUCCAGCCUGAUUGUUGCUGGCUUUUCAUGACUUUAAAAUAAAUUGUGAUCAAUAGUA
Messenger RNA from Myotis daubentonii (Daubenton's bat), 2379 nucleotides. It is a transcript of the gene USP14, whose product is annotated as ubiquitin specific peptidase 14. Gene Ontology annotation, molecular function: cysteine-type deubiquitinase activity; proteasome binding; protein binding. The record is from RefSeq and is a predicted model, not a curated record. Lineage: Eukaryota; Metazoa; Chordata; Mammalia; Chiroptera; Vespertilionidae. Gene Ontology annotation, biological process: regulation of proteasomal protein catabolic process; proteasome-mediated ubiquitin-dependent protein catabolic process; protein deubiquitination.